This is a messenger RNA of Misgurnus anguillicaudatus (oriental weatherfish), 956 nucleotides long. NCBI's taxonomy places the organism in Eukaryota, Metazoa, Chordata, Actinopteri, Cypriniformes, Cobitidae. The record is from RefSeq and is a predicted model, not a curated record.
AGAGACUGUGUGGUUUGAGUGUCUAUGGGCGGAUCGUGGCAGCUCUUUCUUCCGCACUAUCUGGUCAGUGGUCAUCAUCAUGAUCUCUAAUAAUAACUCGAGCAGUAGUAAUGUGGUCGCGGCGCAGAAAAUCGUCAAACAGCUCAGACUCGAGGCCAAAAUACGACGAAUUCACGUGUCUCAGGCUGCUACGGACCUGAAGAACUUCUGCCUGCAGAAUGCCCAUAAAGACCCACUGCUGAUGGGGGUCCCAUCCAGUGACAACCCCUUCAGACCCCCAACCUCCUGCAGUUUGCUUUAGGGUGAUGAAGAUGUUGCAGGUGAUGUAGCCGUCUCAUUCUCUAACUUCACACUACCCUGCUGAAACGUCCUGGAGCACUACAAAAAACAUUGCAAAAAUGCCUUGGUUAGCAUUAAAACACUGUGUUUGUAUUGUUUCUAAUAGGCUCACUCACCUAAAAACUUGUUUGUUUUACUCUUUAUUUUGUGUAAACUGUUACACGUGUGGGCUUGGCUCAAUAUUUACUGUGUGAUGCGGUCUGAUCCAUUUACGGUUUCAAAUUUCUGUAAACUUCAUAAGUUACAUGCCCUGAACGCAGAUUUUGAGCAUACAGUUUUCUGUUGUGCUGUUGUCCUGUAUUGUGCAAUGCACCGAACACAAAAACACUACAUGCAAUUUUCUGGAUGUCUGCAAUGGUAGAUCCAGUCACAAAAAGUAAGAAAAAAUCUUUUAAAAAUGUUAUAUCAAAAAUGUACUUGCAUGAAGAGAGGGAUUUUUUAUUUUAAACUAAUUUAUAGAUGUAUACACAGCAGAAUUUGGUUUUGUUUGUAUUCUCAAAAAAUGUUGUCCUGAGAUUCUAGAUAACUCAACUGAAUUAAUCUGUUACAUGUCAACUUUUUACUUCCUGUUCUCUUUUUGCUAAACUGACUUUUAAAAUAAAAACUUGUAUGACUGA